Cephus cinctus (wheat stem sawfly) is the source of this 456-nucleotide messenger RNA. RefSeq names its product 60S ribosomal protein L39 (gene RpL39). Lineage: Eukaryota; Metazoa; Arthropoda; Insecta; Hymenoptera; Cephidae. The transcript has 3 exons. Gene Ontology annotation, molecular function: structural constituent of ribosome. Gene Ontology annotation, cellular component: cytosolic large ribosomal subunit; ribosome. Gene Ontology annotation, biological process: translation. The coding region runs from base 155 to 310 and encodes 51 amino acids. The record is from RefSeq and is a predicted model, not a curated record.
AAAAAGUCUUGUUGCAAUUUUGUAGUCAUAAUGCUAUUGAAUAUAUAGAAAAUUCUGUGUAAACUGAAAACAUUUCGACUAGCGUAGUAAGGAGAUUCACUGCUCAUGCGCCGGCUGAAUUCUCUUCCACUUCGCGUGUUGUCACAGGGUGAACAUGUCGGCCCACAAAACAUUCAUUAUCAAGCGAAAGCUUGCAAAAAAGUUGAAACAGAACAGACCAAUUCCACAAUGGGUCAGAAUGCGUACUGGCAAUACAAUUCGUUACAACGCUAAGAGGCGUCACUGGAGGAGAACAAAGUUGAAGCUGUAAACAUGUUUAGAAUACUGUGAACUAAGCAUUUCUUGCUAAGUCAAAUAAACUCCAUCAAAACCUCCAACAAAAUUUCAUUUAUUUGUUUUGAAAUCCUACAAACUACUACAGGAUUAAAUAAAAGUAUGCACUGAUUGUAUUACUAA